CGCCCUGCACCGGGGCGGGGGCGGGGCGGGGAGGGGAGGGGCGGGGUCUCCGGGCGCCAAUGCGGCCGAGGGGGCGGGGCGGCCGCCGUUUCGCGCCAAGCUCGGUUCGCAGUGGCUCCCGGAGUUUUACGGCGCCGCCGUCAUGGUUCGAACUCUCAACAGCAUCGUCGCGGUGUCCCAGAACAUGGGCAUCGGCAAGAACGGGGACCUGCCCUGGCCCCCGCUCAGGAAUGAGUUCAAGUAUUUCCAAAGAAUGACCACCACGACUGCCGCAGAAGGUAAACAGAACUUGGUGAUUAUGGGUAGGAAGACCUGGUUCUCCAUUCCCGAGAAGAGUCGGCCUUUAAAGGACAGGAUUAAUUUAGUUCUCAGUAGAGAACUCAAGGAACCUCCAAAAGGAGCUCAUUUUCUCGCCAAAAGUCUGGAUGAUGCCUUAAAACUUAUUGAGGAACCAGAAUUAACAAAUAAAGUGGAUAUGGUUUGGAUAGUGGGAGGCAGUUCCGUUUAUAAGGAAGCCAUGAACAAGCCCGGCCAUCAACGACUCUUUGUGACAAGGAUCAUGCAGGAAUUUGAAAGUGAUACAUUUUUUCCAGAAAUUGAUUUGGAGAAAUACAAACUUCUCCCAGAGUACCCAGGUGUUGUUUCUGAUGUCCAGGAGGAAAAAGGCAUUAAGUACAAAUUUGAAGUAUAUGAAAAGAAUGAGUAAUGUGUUCAAGUUGUUCCCCAUCCCCUCCAAACAAUUAUAUAUUUAACAUUAGAAAAAGUUAUUUCUGUUAAUUAGAUCUGUGGAUAAUUAUUUCAAAGCAAUGUAUUUUCAUUAAUUACUUGUCAUCUGAAACACAACAUUUGUGAAAUAUCUGUUGCUGUAACUGUCUGAAUCCUCAAGAAAUUCUGAAGAUUAGGUCCCUAGCACCUGCCUAGGGUAA
Messenger RNA from Pipistrellus kuhlii (Kuhl's pipistrelle), 926 nucleotides. It is a transcript of the gene DHFR, whose product is annotated as dihydrofolate reductase. Lineage: Eukaryota; Metazoa; Chordata; Mammalia; Chiroptera; Vespertilionidae. The transcript has 6 exons. Gene Ontology annotation, molecular function: NADP binding; dihydrofolate reductase activity. The record is from RefSeq and is a predicted model, not a curated record. Gene Ontology annotation, biological process: tetrahydrofolate biosynthetic process; glycine biosynthetic process; folic acid metabolic process. Bases 143 to 706 code for a protein of 187 amino acids. Gene Ontology annotation, cellular component: mitochondrion.